ACGUCAGGCUGUGCUGUUCUUGCUUGUUCAAGUGAUCUUCCAGAGUUUUCCCUGCGGAAUGCGUCGGGAGUUGCCCGCCGAUGUAGCGCCUGACUUUGCACCGACGUUUCUCCUCUGUUGUCCCAUGGCGCAUAUAGCGACGGAAAGUUGUUCUAGGACUGCCUCCCAUUCUCCUCAGCCAUCUUCGGACAGAUGCAGUUCUUCAGUGGCAUCCUCGCGCUUGCAGGGAUUGGAUCAGCUUUAGCGACGCCAGUCAUCUAUGAUGGUCGCGCGUCCAUGAACCUUACUGGCGACAUGCUCAACGCCUCGGAGGGCCCGUACCUGACAGUUGUCAAGGGCAGUACCGAGAACGCUACCUACUAUGCCACUUUGUACGAAGACAAGAUGGCACCAACUCCGCUGUGGAGGAACGUUGGCUUGGAACAGGCGAUUGGGAUCUCUAUCGAUAAUACCUCGGUCUUCAUCCCUGGUGGAUCUUCUCCGCAGUAUGGGUUCCGGCGCACGGACUUCAUCGCACAGGUGGACAACAACCACACAUAUCUCGACACGAUCAUGGAGAACGGUACCACUGUCUUCCAUGUCUCGAUUCACGCGGACGGGCGGCUCCCCUUGAACUAUACCCACGAGUAUCAGAUCGUGUGGAUCGAGCCAGACGACGGCAGCCACGUUUGGGACAUCCAAGUCGGCACACCGUUUUCCGAUCCUACCAAUAGGACAGUGGACCCCACGGCACAUAACCUCAAGGUUCGAGACCAUGCCCUGAACGUGCUGUUCGAGGUGCCGUUCACGGCGGAGGACUGGCACAACUUUGCCGUCCAGGUCGACUGGGCGAACAAGACCCUAGGCGUGUUCUACUCCGCAAACAGCGAGGACCUGAAAGCUGUCACCGGGUUGUGCGACAACGAUUCGGUCCCCUCGGACGCAGCCGGUGAAGGGGACUAUCACUUCGGUGUCCUCAAGCUUCCUCUGGCCAACCCCGCGGAUACCCCCGCGGAGCAAGCCGAUGUGGUGCACUAUGGGAUCCAGGAGGGCGACAAGGAGGCUCUGAUCUAUUCUGGCUUCUUUGUCGAGAGCAUCCUCAGUGGUGGUGUGAGCGCGGGACACGGGGGCGUUGUCCAGGCCAUCUCUUGA
This is a messenger RNA of Coniophora puteana RWD-64-598 SS2, 1131 nucleotides long. RefSeq lists its product as uncharacterized. NCBI's taxonomy places the organism in Eukaryota, Fungi, Basidiomycota, Agaricomycetes, Boletales, Coniophoraceae. The transcript is spliced from 5 exons. The record is from RefSeq and is a predicted model, not a curated record. Bases 193 to 1131 code for a protein of 312 amino acids.